Molecule: messenger RNA, 1350 nt
Organism: Pistacia vera
Lineage: Eukaryota; Viridiplantae; Streptophyta; Magnoliopsida; Sapindales; Anacardiaceae
Product: MDIS1-interacting receptor like kinase 2-like
Exons: 2
Coding region: 2-1102 (366 amino acids)
Biological process (GO): protein phosphorylation
Molecular function (GO): protein kinase activity; ATP binding
Source: RefSeq, a predicted model, not a curated record
AAUGAUUAUUCUACCAAUCACCACUAUUCUUAUCAUCCUGAUUUUUGGUUUUUUUUUCCUCAAAAGAAAGGAUAAAAAAGCUCUAUUGUCCACAUCCACAAGAGCAUCCAAAAUUAGAGAUGUAUUCUCAAUAUGGAACUUUGAUGGUAGAAUUGCAUUUGAAGACUUAAUUGAAGCGACAGAGGGUUUUGAUAUCAAAUAUUGCAUCGGAACUGGAGGUUAUGGUAGUGUUUACAAAGCGCAACUACCCCAAGGUAAAGUAGUUGCUUUGAAGAAGCUUCAUAGUUUAAAAAUUGAGGAGUCAGCUUCCCUAAACAGCUUCCAAAAUGAGGUUCAUGUACUGUCCGAAUUACGACAUCGAAACAUUAUCAAGCUUUAUGGAUAUUGUUUGCACAAAAAAUGCAUGUUUUUGAUUUAUGAGUAUAUGGAGAGGGGAAGCUUGUUUUGUGUUCUACGGAAUGAUGAUGAAGCUCUUGAGUUGGAUUGGACUAAGAGAGUAAACAUUGUAAAAGCUGUGGCACAUGCUUUGUCUUACUUGCAUCAUGAUUGCACAUCAUCAAUUGUUCACCGUGACAUAUCAAGCAACAACAUUCUACUAAACUCAGAAUUGCAAGCGUUUGUUGGUGACUUUGGCGUGGCUAGAAUUCUUCAUCUUGACUCAUCAAAUAGAACCAUGUUAGCUGGCACUUAUGGAUAUAUAGCUCCAGAGUUGGCUUAUACUAUGGUUGUGACGGAGAAAUGCGACGUUUAUAGUUUUGGAGUAGUGGCACUUGAAGUAUUAAUGGGAAGGCAUCCAGAAGAAAUUCUCUCUUCAUCAUCAUCAUCAUCAUCAUCAUCAUCUACCCAAAAUUUAAUGCUAAUUGAUGUGUUAGACUCACGCCUCUCACCUCUAGUUAAUCGAAUAGUUAAGCAGGAAAUUAUGCUUGUUUCAACCAUAGCAUUCGCCUGCUUGCGUUCCAAGCCGAAGUCCCGACCUGCAAUGAAGCAUGUGUCUCAAGAAUUUCUUAAGCAGAAAACAUUAUUUGCAAAAUCUUUUGGAGAAAUUUCCAUCUCAGAAUUGAGAAACCAGGAAAUGUAUUUAUUUGGUGAACAUGAUGCUUAAGCAUGGAUGUAGUUCAUUGGUGUUUUUGUGUUCUACAACAUUUUUCUGAUAUUUAGCCUACAUUUCCUCGUUUCUUUUGUUUUGUUUCUUUUUUCUUUUGUUAAGCAUGAAUUUCCUUUUUACUCUGUUUUCCAUUACAUGGGUUCAACACCAAUUAAGUAUAGAAAAUCAUCAAGUUUCUGUACCACCAGGUACUGAAUCAAGCAUUGUAAUCAAGGCCAAUAAUAUUGUUGUACUUCAUCGUUUCU